Molecule: messenger RNA, 1902 nt
Organism: Ceutorhynchus assimilis (cabbage seed weevil)
Lineage: Eukaryota; Metazoa; Arthropoda; Insecta; Coleoptera; Curculionidae
Source: the annotation of a GenBank genome assembly
AUGGGGGGUAAAUCCAACUCUGAAUCUGUUGGAGGUAGCAAGCGCCUACGUUUAGCAGUUAAUAUCCCUGAGCAGUGUAUGAAGAAGGCUUGGCCCGAUAUGCUACGGUACCGGGACAUUGCUGCGGUUAGAAGGGUCGGAUUAAUCCACCCCGAAUUCCCCAACAAGUGCUUCACGCACAUACAACUGAGUGCCCUACAGCAGGCAGUAAUUAAGGCCGUCAACAAAAUGACCGAUGACGGCAGAGUGAUUCAGAAAAAGAAAGGCAAAGACUCGGACGGGAAGCACGAUAGAGUUGCAACCAAACCUCCUCCGCCGCAGCCACUACCACAACUCUCCGGGAGGACUGUCGGUGGACCACCCACAACGGAGGAAGGAACCUUGGCUCAGUCUGGCUGCGAAAACAGCCAGGCUAAUGCAGACAAACCUGCAACAUACCAAGGCAGCUUUCUUCGUUCUAAGAUGAGUGAUACUGGUGAACCCGGGAAUGGGGAUGUUUUUGAAGAGGCGGAAAGGGCACUUAAUAUUAAAAUACCAGAAAUUUUGAAAAACUUAUUGAAGAGCUGUGGCUAUGAAAAUGAAGCUUUAAUAGCUGGAAUGACCAAAGCAACUAUAACAGAAAUAGAAAAGUUUGCGAGGACUGAUUUAUUUCAGCUCAUCGAUGAGGAAGAUCGAGCAAAAUACUAUGGAAUAUAUAGCAAAAAUCCUAAAAUUUACAAAAUGCUACCCGCACACCAACAAGUCCUACUUUGGAUGAUCGAACAUUUCAAAAAGAAAAGAAAAUCACACAAAAAAGAAAUUCAAGCAUCUGCGCCAAGGGAAGCGCCAACUAAUCGAGAAGGGCCCCCCAAGAAGAGGUCAAAAACUUCUGUUGAAUCUUCAGAAUUGUUGAGUGACGAAUCCCAAGAGGAAGAACUCCAUUCCGAGAACAAUGCUAGGGAGAUUACCAAUCAGAAACCUGUCGUGAACCGAGCUGUGAACUUGACAGACGAGAAUGCCUUGAUUUUUCGAAAUUUGAAGAAAUGGGCAAAAUCAAAGGCAAAAGCCGAUUUAUGGGAAACGCUUCAGCAUAAAUUCGAUGAUAUUAAAAUUGUAACUUCACUCGACCAACAAGAGAUGUUCUCGAAAGUAACCUGCUUCUGUAACGCGACAUACAAACUCCCCAAAAUACUUAAACCUGGGAAAAAGCAGAAAAGUUGGAUUUACUCAAAUUUUCAUACACACUUCAUGACUAAACAUUUCAAAACACAAACCACCUCGGCAUUUGAUGUAUCGACAGAAAUUUCAGCACGUCCUCAACAACAUUCCAUCACUUCCUAUUUGGUAACUAAUGAUCACGAGAAUAAUCCUAUCCUGAAUAAAAAGUCAUCAAAAGUUAAAAUUCUUGGUAACGUCGUUUUAUCUCCUUCCCGAGCUCCUGCCUCACAUUCCACCAAUACUUUGCCGAAAAAACUGUGUGAUGUUUAUCUAGACUCAAGGUUUCAAUCCGCUACGAGCACUGCUUUCGGCACGGCUUCUGGUACCCUCUCAGAGGCAAACAGCAGCGACCCCACCGAGGACCACACCGGUCUCUUUGAAGCUAACGAUAGGUGCCUAGACAGUAUUGAUGAAUCAACGAAUACCUCAUCGAAUCAACUGUGCAAAAUCGACAACCAAGAUAUGGAUAAAGUACCAUCAAAAUGGAAAAGACAGAAAUAUCAGAGGCAUGAAAGAGGAAAACUGAUAGUUUUUUGCAAAAAUAUAAGAAUAGAUUUAGAAGCUUUAGUGGUACCUGAAUUAACACACAACUUGUUAUCAGUUAAGCAUAUUAAUGAUAAAGGAAAUAAGGUUAUUUUUGAAAAAGAUAGAGCUAUAAUAAAAGGUAAAGGGAAAACUAAAGAAUGUAAAAUUAGGGCCCUAUAA